This is a messenger RNA of Homo sapiens (human), 7741 nucleotides long. RefSeq names its product putative POM121-like protein 1-like. The transcript has a single exon. The record is from RefSeq and is a predicted model, not a curated record. NCBI's taxonomy places the organism in Eukaryota, Metazoa, Chordata, Mammalia, Primates, Hominidae. Bases 3687 to 7187 code for a protein of 1166 amino acids.
ACCACUUUCUUUCCUUUUUUUUUUUUUUUUUUUUAAAUUAAGAGACAGGGUGUCUCAAUGUUGCCCAAGCUGGAGUUCAGUGGCUAGUGGCUAUUCACAAGAACGAUCAUCGCACACUACCUCAAACUCCUGGGAUCAAGCAAUCCUCCUGCCUCAGCUUUCCAAGUCGCUGGGACUAUAAGUGUGUACCACAGCAUGUCAGCUCUCUCUCUCCUUCUUGACCUAAAGCCUAGCAUAAAAUUAGCUAAGUAGAAUGUUUCCAAAGAUGGCUGCAUCAGUAUCUCCCAUCCCACAUAAUUUCUGUUUGAUUUUGCCAUUCACCCAUAAAAUGGUGGGAUCUACCUCCCCUCCUUGCAAAUUUGAGCUGGCCCUCUGAUCCUGUCUAAGAUCUGAAGCCAGAUAUUAAGGUACUUCAUUAAUUUCCAUGUUUGUCCUCUAUGCAACCUAGCAAUCAAGCAAGAAGUCAAAACAUACUGACAUAGUUUGGAUGGGUCCCCACCCAAAUCUCACCUUGCAUUGUAAUAAUUCCCACGUGUCAAGGGUGGGGCCGGGUGCAGAUAACUGAAUCAUGGGGAUGGUUCCCCCCAUACUGUUCUCGCGGUAGUGACUAAGUCUCAUGAGAUCUGAUGGUUUUAUAAAUGGGAGCUCCCCUGCACAUGCUCUCUCCUGCCUGCCACUAUGUGAGACAUGCUUUUGCACCUCCUUGCCUUCCACCAUGAUUGUGAGGCCUCCCCAGCCAUGCAGAACUGUGAGUCAAUUCAACCUCUUUCCUUUAUAAAUUACCCAGUCUCAGGUAUGUCUUUAUUUGCGGUGUGAGAACAGACUAAUACAAUAAGUUGAUACCAGUAGAGUGGGGUGCUGCUGUAAAGAUACCCGAAAAUGUGGAAGCAACUUUGGAAAUGGGUAACAGGGAGAGGCUGGAACAGUUUGGAAGGCUCAGAAGAGGAUAGGAAAAUGUGGGAAAGUUUGGAACUUCCUAGAGACUUGUUGAAUGGCUUUGACCAAAAUGUUAAUAGUGAUAUGGACAACAAGGUCCAGGCGGAGGUGGUCUCAGAGGGAGAUGAGGAAUUUGUUGGGAAAUGGAGUAAAGUCACUCUUACUAUGCAAAGACACUGCAGGCAUUGUGCACCUGUAUUAGAAACGGGCAUAAGAUAGGCGGGAAAGAGGGAAAAUAAGAAUUUCUUUCUAGAGUUCCCUACAGAUCUGUGGAACUUUGAACUUGAGAGAGAUGAUUUAAGGUAUCUGACAGAAGAAAUUUCUAAGCAGCAAAGCAUUCGAGAAGAAGCAGAGCAUAAAAGUUCAGAAAAUUUGUAGCCUGAUGAUGCAACAGAAAAGAAAAAUCUAUUUUCUCAGGAGACUGGGUUGUAGAAAUUUGCAUAAGUAAUGAGGAGCCAAAUGUUAAUCACCAAGACAAUGGGGCAAAUGUCUCCAGGGCAUGUUAGAGACCCUCACAGCAGACCCUCCCAUCACAGGCCAGGAGGCUUAGAAGGAAAAAUGGUUUUGUGGGUCCAGAACCCCCUGCUGUGUGCAGCCUAGGAACUUGGGGCCCUGCAUCCCAGCUGCUCCUGCCAUAGGUAAAAGGGGCCAAGGUACACCUCAGGCCAUGGCUUCAGAGGGUGCAAGUUCCAAGCCUUUCAGGUUCUAGGUGGUGUUAAGCCUGCAGAUGCACCAAAGUCAAGAAUUAACGUUCAUGAACCUCCGCCUACAUUUCAGAAGAUGUAUGAAAAUGCCUGGAAAUCCAGGCAAAAGUUUGCUGUGGGGGGGAGGGGAGGGGGGGGCCCUCAUGGAUAACCUCUGCUAGGGCAGUGUCAAAGGGAAAUAUGGGGUUGGAGCUCCCACACAGAGUCCCCACUGGGGUACUGCCAAGCAGAGCUGUGAGAAAAGGGCCACCAUCCUCCAGACCCCAGAAUGGUAGAUCCACUGACAGCUUGCACUGUGUGCCUGGAAAAGCUGCAGACACUCAAUGCAGCCAGAAGGGGGGCUGUACCCUGCAAAGCCACAGGGGCGGGGCUGCCCAAGACCCUGGGAACCCACUUCUUGCAUCACCUAGAUGUGACACAUGGAGUCAAAGGAGGUCAUUUUGGAGCUUUAAGAUUUGCCUGCUGGGUUUUGGACUUGCAUGGGGCCUGUAGCUCUUUUGCUUUGGCCAAUUUCUCCCAUUUGAAACGAGUGUAUUUACCCAAUGCCUGUAUCCCUGUGUAUCUAGAAAAUAACUAACUUGCUUUUGAUUUUACAGGCUCAUAGGUGGAAGGGACUUGCCUUGUCUCAGAUGAGACUUUGGACUAUGGAAUUUUGAGUUAAUGCUGAAAUAAGAGUUUGGGGGACUUAGGGGAAGGCACGAUUGCUUUUGAAAUAUGAGGACAUGAGAUUUGGGAGGGGCCGGGGAAGAAUUAUAUGGUUUGGCUCUGUCCGCACCCAAAUCUCAUCUUGAAUUGUAACAAUUCCCAUGUGUCAAGGGUGGGGCCAGGUGGAGAUAACUGAAUCAUGGAGGCAGUUUCCCCCAUGCUGUUCUCAUGGUAGUGAAUAAGUCUCAUGAGGUCUGAUGGUUUUAUAAAUGGAUGUUCCCCUGCACAUGCUCUCUCCUGCCCACCAUGUCUGACUAAAUUUUGUAUUUUUACUAGAGACGGGCUUUCACUAUGUUGGCCAGGCUGGCCUCCAACUCCUGAUCUCGUGAUCCGUCCACCCCGACCUCCCAAAGUGCUAGGAUCAUAGGCAUAAGCCACCACACCCGGCCUCUUUUUUUUCUUUUUCUUUUUUUUAUCUGGAGACUGAGUUUUGCACUCGUUGCCCAGGCUGGAGUGCAAUGGUGCGAUCUCAGCUCACUGCAGUCUCCACCUCAGCAGGAGAGCAGGAAUCUUCAGUGAUCCACGGGCAAAUAUGCAGCCAUUGUGGGCACCUGUUCCUCCCGCGACCUUUGUGCCCACGUCUCUCCCUCCAGUACCUACUGCACGACCCCCCACGUCCGCCUCCUGCCAUUGCCAGCAGGUGCCUUGCGCGGGUACCUGGCUGUGCUUAUUCAUCCAUUAUGGUCGCUCUGUCACUGGUGCCAUUAUGUGCUCACAUGCCCACUCCCUCAGGUUUAGAAGUCGCGUUGCCCGGCAACAGAACAAUCUGCUGGCUUAGCCUUUGGCCAAGUUGGCAGCUGGAUGAGGACGCUCAGAGCCCAGCUCUUGAGAGUUCAAGUAUCCGACAGUUCCCCACUGCUCCCAGGAGCGGUUACCCGGGCACUCUGUGCCCCUCAUUCCUGUUUGGGCCAAGGCCGAGGACCUGCGAGUAGGGCUCAGUUGCCUGGAGCCCCUUCAGCCCAUCCCCCAGUUCACUUUGCUUGUGGGAUCUCCCCGUUGCUCCUGCCCCUGGACUGAGUGGCAGGCCAUCCUACAAACACCCGCACACUCGACAUCAGUGGUGUCAAGACAACUCUAAGAAGGUUUUCCGUGAUCCUGCAAGACCUGUGUUCCAUCCUGGUGAUUCUAUCUUCAAUUUCACUGCACAGGUACCACAGUAAGCCAGUGCUGUGUGCUCCGAGUUCCAGGGCAUCCCCCAGCUCAGCCACUACACUGAGCACAAGGACUCUGUGGGGCCCAGGAGCAGGUAGUCACCCCUUUGGGGUCCACAACACCCGGCUGUCCCCAGACUUGUGUCCAGGGAAGAUAGUGUUGAGGGCCCUCAAGGAGAGCGGGGCAGGGAUGCCUGAGCAGCACAAGGACCCCAGAGUCCAAGAAAAUCCUGAUGAUCAGAGAACGGUCCCCGAGGUCACCGGGGAUGCACGGUCUGCAUUUUGGCCCCUGCGGGACAAUGGAGGCCCCUCUCCCUUUGUGCCCAGGCCCGGGCCUCUGCAGACAGACCUCCACGCCCAGAGCUCAGAAAUCAGAUAUAACCACACAUCCCAGACAUCCUGGACGAGCUCGAGCACCAAACGAAAUGCCAUCUCCAGCUCCUACAGCUCCACGGGAGGCUUGCCGGGGCUAAAGCAGAGGAGGGGGCCAGCCUCAUCCCGCUGCCAGCUGACCCUCAGUUACUCAAAGACAGUGAGUGAGGACAGGCCUCAGGCUGUCUCUUUGGGUCACACACGGUGUGAAAAGGGGGCAGAUACAGCACCAGGGCAGACAAUCGCCCCAACGGGUGGCUCCCCCAGAUCCCAGGACUCUAGGCCCCGUAGACGCAAGAUUCCCCUGCUGCCACGCAGGCGAGGGGAGCCUUUGAUGCUGCCACCUCCCUUAGAGCUGGGGUACCGGGUCACGGCUGAAGACCUGCACCUGGAAAAAGAGACGGCAUUCCAGCGCAUCAACAGUGCACUGCACGUUGAGGACAAGGCCAUCCCGGACUGCAGACCCUCACGGCCUUCCCACACUUUGUCCUCACUUGCAACAGGGGCUUCGGGUGGGCCUCCCGUUUCUAAAGCACCCACUAUGGAUGCACAGCAGGACAGACCCAAGUCCCAAGACUGCCUGGGCCUAGUGGCCCCCCUAGCAUCUGCUGCAGAGGUCCCCGCUACAGCUCCCGUGUCUGGGAAGAAGCACAGACCACCAGGACCCCUGUUCUCCUCCUCAGAUCCCCUUCCUGCCAACUCUUCCCACUCCCGGGACUCAGCCCAGGUCACCUCGAUGAUUCCUGCCCCCUUCACAGCUGCAAGCAGGGAUGCCGGCAUGAGAAGAACAAGGUCGGCUCCUGCAGCUGCCGCAGCAGCCCCUCCCCCCUCCACAUUGAACCCCACGUCGGGGUCACUACUCAAUGCAGUGGAUGGAGGCCCCUCACAUUUCUUGGCCUCAGCCACAGCUGCAGCACGUGCCCAGAGGUCAGAAGUGAGAUAUAACCAGAGAUCCCAGACCUCCCGGACCAGAUCCUGCCUCAAACGAAAUGCCAGCUCCAGCUCCCACAGCUCUACGGAAGGCCUCCAGGAAGUAAAGCGGAGGAGGGGGCCAGCCUCAUCCCACUGCCAGCUGGCCCUCAGUUCCUCAAACACAGUGAGUGAGGACGGACCUCAGGCUGUCUCUUCGGGUCACCGCUGUGAAAACAAGGCAGGUACAGCACCAGGGCAGACACUUGCCCCCAGGGGUGGCUCCCCCAGAUCCCAGGCCUCUAGGCCCCACAUCAACACUGCACUGCACGUUGAGGACAAGGCCAUCUCGGACUGCAGACCCUCACGGCCUUCCCACACUUUGUCCUCACUUGCAACAGGGGCUUCGGGUGGGCCUCCCGUUUCUAAAGCACCCACUAUGGAUGCACAGCAGGACAGACCCAAGUCCCAAGACUCCCUGGGCCUACUGGCCCCCCUAGCAUCUGCUGCAGAGGUCCCCUCUACAGCUCCCGUGUCUGGGAAGAAGCACAGACCACCAGGACCCCUGUUCUCCUCCUCAGAUCCCCUUCCUGCCACCUCUUACCACUCCCGGGACACAGCACAGGUCACCUCGCUGAUUCCUGCCACCUUCACAGCUGCAAGCAGGGAUGCCGGCAUGAGAAGAACAAGGUCGGCUCCUGCAGCUGCCACAGCAGCCCCUCCCCCCUCCACAUUGAACAACACGUCGGGGUCACUACUCAAUGCAGUGGAUGGAGGCCCCUCACAUUUCUUGGCCUCAGCCACAGCUGCAGCACGUGCCCAGAGGUCAGAAGUGAGAUAUAACCAGAGAUCCCAGACCUCCCGGACCAGAUCCUGCCUCAAACGAAAUGCCAGCUCCAGCUCCAGCUCCCACAGCUCUACGGAAGGCCUCCAGGAACUAAAGCGGAGGAGGGGGCCAGCCUCAUCCCACUGCCAGCUGGCCCACAGUUCCUCAAACACAGUGAGUGAGGACGGACCUCAGGCUGUCUCUUCGGGUCACCGCUGUGAAAACAAGGCAGGUACAGCACCAGGGCAGACACUCGCCCCCAGGGGAGGCUCCCCCAGAUCCCAGGCCUCUAGGCCCCACAUCAACAGUGCACUGUACGUUGAGGACAAGGCCAUCUCGGACUGCAGACCCUCACGGCCUUCCCACACUUUGUCCUCACUUGCAACAGGGGCUUCGGGUGGGCCUCCCGUUUCUAAAGCACCCACUAUGGACGCACAGCAGGACAGACCCAAGUCCCAAGACUGCCUGGGCCUAGUGGCCCCCCUAGCAUCUGCUGCAGAGGUCCCCUCUACAGCUCCCGUGUCUGGGAAGAAGCACAGACCACCAGGACCCCUGUUCUCCUCCUCAGAUCCCCUUCCUGCCAACUCUUCCCACUCCCGGGACUCAGCCCAGGUCACCUCGCUGAUUCCUGCCACCUUCACAGCUGCAAGCAGGGAUGCCGGCAUGAGAAGAACAAGGCCUGGCACCUCGGCUCCUGCAGCUGCCGCAGCAGCCCUUCCCCCCUCCACAUUGAACCCCACGUCGGGGUCGCUACUCAAUGCAGUGGAUGGAGGCCCCUCACAUUUCUUGGCCUCAGCCACAGCUGCAGCACGUGCCCAGAGGUCAGAAGUGAGAUAUAACCAGAGAUCCCAGACCUCCCGGACCAGAUCCUGCCUCAAACGAAAUGCCAGCUCCAGCUCCCACAGCUCUACGGAAGGCCUCCAGGAACUAAAGCGGAGGAGGGGGCCAGCCUCAUCCCACUGCCAGCUGGCCCACAGUUCCUCAAACACAGUGAGUGAGGACGGACCUCAGGCUGUCUCUUCGGGUCACCGCUGUGAAAACAAGGCAGGUACAGCACCAGGGCAGACACUCGCCCCCAGGGGUGGCUCCCCCAGAUCCCAGGCCUCUAGGCCCCGCAUCAACAGUGCACUGCACGUUGAGGACAAGGCCAUCUCGGACUGCAGACCCUCACGGCCUUCCCACACUUUGUCCUCACUUGCAACAGGGGCUUCGGGUGGGCCUCCCGUUUCUAAAGCACCCACUAUGGAUGCACAGCAGGACAGACCCAAGUCCCAAGACUGCCUGGGCCUACUGGCCCCCCUAGCAUCUGCUGCAGAGGUCUCCUCUACAGCUCCCGUGUCUGGGAAGAAGCACAGACCACCAGGACCCCUGUUCUCCUCCUCAGAUCCCCUUCCUGCCACCUCUUCCCACUCCGGGGACUCAGCCCAGGACACCUCGCUGAUUCCUGCCCCCUUCACACCUGCAAGCAGGGAUGCCGGCAUCAGAAGAAUGUUUCGUGUUCGAAAUUGUUUGAGGGGUUUGGGUUUAUUUUUGUUGGUUUUUUCUUUUUUUUUUUUGCUUACGUGGGCAUCCUUCAGCUUUUAAUAAUCUGAAAAAUUCUAUUUACCCAUUGUCAAUGUGUAUAAAUUAAUCUCAGUCAAUUUUAUACAAUAAAAGGUGAACUUUUAUCCAUCAAACAAUAAUUUAACAAAAAAUGUACCGGAAGAAGAAUGUUCAUUACAAAUAUAGGAAACAUAAAUAUUACCAAAUAUUGGCAAGCACUAAAAUGUUCAGAAAUAUAAGUCUAUUACAGUUAUAGCUCUCUCAAGCAAAAAAACAGCAGAGAAAAACUUAGUUUUCCUGAGGGGCUAUUUAUUUACUUAGGGAUUUGUUAAAAGGUCAAAUGGGGUCACACAGAAUACUAAGAAGAGCUGUUCACCCAGGCCUCACUAAGAACUCUUCUUCAUGCAGUAGCUAUAUAGUAAUAUGACAACUGCUCCUACGACCCAAAGAGGAACUACAGCAACUACUCUUUAGCAUCUGUUGCUCCCAACUCUGCUUUGCAAUUAUAUGACUCAAGCAUUCUGGCUCCGUUAACUAUUACUGCUGUUACUCCCAAGUAAAUUCCCUCUAAAAAAUAAAAAUUUUUAAAGCUGUAA